Molecule: messenger RNA, 1210 nt
Organism: Caenorhabditis sp. 36 PRJEB53466
Lineage: Eukaryota; Metazoa; Nematoda; Chromadorea; Rhabditida; Rhabditidae
Source: the annotation of a GenBank genome assembly
AUGUCGACCAACGUUCAAGAGCUCAUCGCAGAGAGUAACCGCUUCUGCGAAAUGCUCAUGCGUCCGUUAUUCGAGCAAGGAAACGAGCUGGCGGAACUGAAAAGAGCCCUGAAACUGAAGGAAGAGGAGCUCGCCGAGUCGAAGCGGAACGAGGCGAAGCUGGCGGAAGAGAUUAUCAGAUUGGGAAACGAGUUGGAUACUCAACGGAAAUUUACGGCACCAAUGGCUCUCAAGACGCACAUCAAAGAUGAUCAGUCAGUUUUUUUCUUUUUCUUUAAGAUUUUAAUGUAUUUAUUCUAGGCUUCUGAUGCUGAAACAUCUCACCGAUGAAAUGAAUCAGAUGGGUCAGAACCAGUUGAAGAAGGCGGAGAAGCAGUUGGCAAGGUGCAUUCACGAUUUGAGAAAAGAGGACGAUGAAAAAGAGGUGAAGGAAUCCGACGACGAAUCGAAUGAGGAAUCGGAUGAGGAAUCUGAUGAGGAAUUGGAUGAGGAAUCUGACGAGGAUGAAGGGGUAGAGGAUCUGAAAUCAGAGAAACAUGACGUCUUGGACGAGAGCAAAGAAGAGGAGACGGAUGCCGCGGAAGAAAAUGAUGACGUGGUGGAGGAAUCCGAUGAGGACGAGAAUGAAGAGGAGUACGAUGAUGAGGAAGAGGUCGAGGAAUCGGAUAAGGAAGAGGUCGAGGAAUCGGAUAAGGAAGAGGUCGAGGAAUCGGAUGAGGAAUCGGAUGAGGAAUCUGACGAGGAAUCUGACGAGGAUGAAGGGGUAGAGGAUCUGAAAUCAGAAGAACAUGACGUCUUGGACGAGAGCAAAGAGGAGGAGACGGAUGCCGCGGAAGAAAAUGAUGACGUCGUGGAGGAAUCCGAUGAGGAAGACGAGACUGAAGAGGAGUACGAUGAUGAAGAAGAGGUCGAGGAGUACGAUGAUGAGGAAGAGGUCGAGGAGUACGAUGAUGAGGAAGAGGUCGAGGAGUCUGAUGAGGAUGAAGGCGAGGAUGAAGUGGAAGAGGAAUCGGACGAUCCGAAGGGUCUGAUGGAACAGGUAGAGUCUUACCGAGAGGACGAAGAAGGAAACAAGGAAGAGGAUGCUGAUGAGGACGAGCUCGCCGCAUCUUACGAAUGGUACAACGAAGAGGAAGAAGGAGAGGCUGAUAACCAGGAAUCGGAGAAUGAAGACAUUCUCUCGCUUAUCUCUCGCUUCUUUAGAUUCUGA